AAGAGGCUAGUGGGGGGGGGGAGGGAAGAAGAGGAGGAUCGCAGCAGGGGUGAAAGGAAGAGACGCCAAGAGGUUUAUCCAGCCGACUCUGGAUUCGUCUCCAGCGUGCGCAGGAAUGGCGGCGCUGCCCGGCGCGGUCCCCAGGAUGAUGAGACCCGGCCCGGGGCAGAACUACCCGCGCACCGGCUUCCCCCUGGAAGUGUCCACCCCUCUUGGCCAAGGCCGGGUCAAUCAGCUUGGUGGGGUCUUCAUCAACGGGCGACCUCUGCCGAACCACAUCCGUCACAAGAUAGUGGAAAUGGCCCACCACGGCAUCCGGCCCUGCGUCAUCUCCCGUCAGCUCCGUGUUUCCCAUGGCUGUGUCUCCAAAAUUCUGUGCCGGUACCAGGAGACUGGGUCCAUCCGGCCUGGGGCUAUCGGUGGCAGCAAGCCCAGACAGGUGGCGACUCCGGAUGUGGAGAAAAAGAUUGAGGAGUAUAAGAGAGAGAACCCCGGCAUGUUCAGCUGGGAAAUCCGGGACCGGCUGCUGAAGGACGGUCACUGUGACCGAAGCACAGUACCCUCAGGUUUAGUGAGUUCGAUUAGCCGAGUGCUCAGAAUCAAGUUCGGGAAGAAAGAGGACGAUGAGGAAGGAGACAAGAAGGAAGAAGAUGGCGAGAAAAAAGCCAAACACAGCAUCGACGGCAUCCUGGGCGACAAAGGGAACCGCCUGGAUGAGGGCUCAGACGUGGAAUCAGAACCCGACCUCCCCCUGAAGCGCAAGCAGCGUCGCAGUCGGACCACGUUUACAGCUGAGCAGCUGGAGGAGCUGGAGAAGGCCUUCGAGAGGACCCACUACCCGGACAUCUACACCCGGGAGGAGCUGGCGCAGAGGACCAAGCUCACAGAGGCACGCGUCCAGGUCUGGUUCAGUAACCGGCGUGCCCGCUGGCGCAAGCAGGCAGGAGCUAACCAGCUGGCCGCCUUCAACCACCUUCUGCCGGGAGGUUUCCCACCUACCGGCAUGCCCACGCUGCCACCCUAUCAGCUGCCGGACUCCACCUACCCUACCACCACCAUCUCCCAAGAUGGGGGCAGCACAGUACACAGGCCCCAGCCCCUUCCACCAUCAACCAUGCAUCAGGGUGGGCUGGCUGCGGCUGCUGCAGCAGCUGACACCAGCUCUGCCUACGGAGCCCGCCACAGCUUCUCCAGCUACUCCGACAGCUUCAUGAACCCCGGGGCCCCCUCCAACCACAUGAACCCUGUCAGCAAUGGCCUGUCUCCUCAGGUGAUGAGCAUCCUUAGCAACCCGAGCGCUGUGCCUCCACAGCCCCAGGCCGACUUCUCCAUCUCCCCACUGCAUGGAGGCCUGGACUCCGCUUCCUCCAUCUCAGCCAGCUGCAGCCAGCGGACCGACUCCAUCAAGCCAGGAGACAGCUUGCCCACCUCCCAGUCUUACUGCCCACCCACCUACAGCACCACUGGCUACAGCGUGGACCCUGUGGCUGGCUACCAGUACAGCCAGUAUGGCCAAACUGCUGUUGAUUACCUGGCCAAAAAUGUAAGCCUGUCCACACAGCGCCGUAUGAAGCUUGGAGAACACUCAGCUGUGCUGGGACUUCUUCCUGUGGAAACGGGACAAGCCUACUAGGGUCCCUGGGUCCCUGGGUCAACUUGCCCCAUCCAGUGGCCCAGCCUAGCCCUUCCCAAGCCCCGAGUCUCCUCACCUCAGUCCCCUCCUCCCCCUGGGGUCACAGGAGGCCAGGGAAGAAACCCGUUCCCUUUCUAUAGGCAGCCCUCUGGAGACAGCCAGCCAGUGUGCCAUUCUCCCAUGACUAGUGACCCAGAGUGGCCUCCUGCCUCCCCCGCUUUCUCCAGAGGGGUUCCUAGGCAUCCUGCAGUGAUCUCCAGCUCACACUCACCUUCCAGCAUCAUGGCCUUGUCCUGUCUCAGUGCAGAGACUGAGACUGAAUCUGAACCAAGCACCUAGUUAUCAGAAGAAAAUGGUGCCAAAGACCCCUGAGUCCUGGGUGCCCUGGCCACAGGUGCAGGUGGAGCUUAUGGGUGUCCUCGGUCACAGAACUGGGAGCUCUCUCUUGCUUGUCAUCAGGACUGCAGCCUCUUUCCCUGGACACUGGGAUGAGUCUCCGGGGUGUUCCCAGGGGAGAAAGCAGGAAAUAUCUCAGCUUUCCCUAGGAAUCCAGAGGAUUUGGGGACUGUCCCUAUUCACCCUGCUGGCCAUCAGGAGACCAGAAAGAGAUUCUAGCAGAGGGUAGGGAGCACAGAGGCAGAUGUGUUGUUGGCUAUGGGCUAUCCCAGAAUGCCUGGUCCCGGGUCCAGCAUCAGGAGGUGCAGGAAUCCUAGGUUGCAAUCUGACGGAGGCUUGCCCACUGUGUCAGGCCUGGGUAGCUCACAGAACCUGUUAGUCUCCUCAACUGGUAAGAGAAGAGAAGGUCUUGAGGUGACAGGAGGCACAAGGCAGGCUCAGAUGGUCUGAGUGCACCGAGCUUUCAAGUCCGCACCCCUGGAGUUCUGCACACCAUCUUGCUUGCAGCUGGGAACCUGCCUCACGCAUGCUGGCCCCCUGAAAAGGGGCCUCCAUCUUCCAGCAUGUAAGGCUCUUGAUGCCACUGGAUGCAGACAAAAGAUGGGUGCACCCGGAGAAGAUGCUCCAGUCUUCUUGGCAUCUCGGUGGAAGGCCGUGUCUCUGUCCUUUUUGGAGUAGUGUUUUUCACUGAUGGAUGCUCUGUCAGGAGGCUUCUGUCAGGAAGCACAGUGCUCCUUGGGCACUGAUUCUAAGCCACUCCAUCUUACCCCCUGGGGACAGAGGAAGAUGCGAAACGUCCUAGCAAAGAGGACAAGGCACCUUCCUUAAGCACUCCAGAGUCUUCCUUGCACCCCCACCCUCUCUUAGAGCUGGGUCUUUUGGGGAAAAUGGAUUGCUGAGGCCCCCCCAGUUCUCUCCUCUGUGGAGUUCUUUAUCACCCUCUAUUUAUCAAAAUUGCAUCCAUCUUUACCCUCUCGCUCGCUAUAGCCUACACCCGGACCACCCUCAUCCAGUGCUGAUACCCCACAGCACUAAAUCCAGGAACCCUGGGCCUGAUCACUUGUUGCCACCUGUACACAUGAAACCACUUGCUGGCCCAGCCCAUGCCUCCUGCCCUCAGCCAGCAAGACAUUCCUAGAGAGAGGGGCUAUGGGCUCAAAAGCCCCACCUGAUUUCCUUUUGCCUGGGGACCUGAACGGGCAAGACACCGGGAGACUUGUCUACAUGAACACAUGACCAGUGUGCACCUAUUUCUCAUGUCUAGACCUAUCCUCUGAAGCCUGUUCCAGGCCACUCAUGACUUGGAUGGCUUGUCUCUGCGGUUUAGAGAAGUCCGUUAAUAACUGAGGGCAAACUGACUCUCGGGUAGCAUGGAGCACCAGGUAGAUGGAGCUCCUCAGCUCAGUCCGGGUUUCAAGGGAGGAGACUUUGGGGCUCUUCAAGAUCUGGACAAGAGGAAAGCCAUGUUGCCCACCUUGGGAACCCAGGUUCCCCUUUGGAACUUCUCACAGCUGCAAGCAUCCCUUUUGAAGACCAAAUGCAUCUUCCUCCACAUUCCUUGCCCCCUGGAGGCCUGGCUCUGGAUACACCUGAGUCUCCAUCCGCCUACUAGGCUUUAGGAGCAGGGACUUCAAGCAGGUGACAUCCACAGGGCCCAGUCCCAGCCAAGGGAGCAACAUUCCAACUUGGGACCAAUCGCAAUGAUCUGCCCGUAAGGAUAACCGCAACUAGAGACCUGCUUGGGAGAAAAUGAAAUGACUUCUCAUUCCACGCCAUGCCUCUGAACGCUCCCCCAAGCUGCCAUCUUGGUAUAAAAUGGGACUUGUGUUCUGGGGGAACCCUUGACCCCAGCAGAUUUCCCCAACUAUCUCGUGCUUUUGUGAGUCUGUCUACUUUAAUCUGUAACACUCAGCCCGUUUGGGCAGCUUGCAACUUCACCAGUGAAGUGACAUCGAUUAGAUAAGAGGCACCAGGCCUCUCCACCGUCCCUCUGGGGCCGUCUCUCUGGGGUCGAGCAGAGCCUAGAAGGCUGGUUUCCAGUGGCCAGGCUGGACCAGAAAUAGCCCCGACCGCAAUUCCUGUAAAUAGAGUCAAUAGAAAGAUAAGAGGGGCGCCCUCCAUCUCACCUCAAGUAGCUACUGGUUCCUUUGUGGAGGCCCCUCCUGAACUCAUUGUAUGGUAGUUGAAAAUGUGAUGUUGUGAUGUUUGUUUAUAGGACAUUGGCUUUUUAUAUAUAAAUCUAUAUGCUUAAAAACAAAACAAAAAAAAAAAUGGAAAGAAGCCCCCACAGUGUGUGUCGUGCUAGUGCCGGGGACCGUCUGUAGGGAUCUCACUGUGUGUUUGGAUUAUGUAUUCCAGCCUUUUUGGGGGUUCCUUCUUUUUUUUUUCUUUGUCAUUUCCCUACUCCCAAUUUGUUUUUUUCUCUCUUGCUAUGAAAAUGAAAGAGAUGGCUUUAAGAGCCAAACUUCUACUCUCUACUUUAUACUCAGUUUAACUUUGCCCUUCUUUUAGGGGACCAGGAAAGAGCACAGGAAACAGAAAUUGAGAAGCAAAGAGGAUAGGAGAGAAGAGUGAGGGAAGGAACUGGUGGGGGAGACGGGAGAACAGGGUGGUUUCACAGCCAGAUGAUGGCUGUGGCCCAAGACGCUCCACCAGAGUCUGGUAUUGUUUCGCAUGGAAACGGUAGAACGUCCUAAGACGUGGAACUAAGCCUUGGUGAGGGAGUCCACAGUUGCCAUAAGACGGUAAGUCUUCUACGAGGCUCCGAUUUUUCCCAGGCUCCUGGAAAUGUCUCUCCCUGAGGGAUGCUUCUCUAAGGCACUCAAGCAUCCCUCACCUUCUACAGAAGCACCAAGCCAAGGCCAAAUGGGGGUACCUGGGCCACCAUGUUGAAAUGCUUCAAGAUACCUGUACAUUUAAUGUUUCCUCUAUCUACACGGACGUGGGCAGCCCCCUGCUGGGAAAAUACCACCCUGUGCAGGAGAACAUUCCUUUUUCCUAGUGACUGCAACAUUGUUGCUUCAGUGUUUGGCUCAGACAUUUCUCCGUGCAAAGUGAGUGUGUGUGCAUGAGGGGUGUGAGUGGGAUGUGCGCGUGCGUGGGUGGGUGGGUGUCUAACUAUAACCGCACCAUAAUUUAUUCAGCUAUAUGGAGUAGUAGACUAGAAAGACAAACUGGUAUUUGCUUUAACUACCUGCUGCUUGUAAGCGCUGCCUCUGUAACUCAGGCAUAACUGUUACACAUUAAAAGAAAUUAAAAACAUUGUGAA
This is a messenger RNA of Mastomys coucha (southern multimammate mouse), 5297 nucleotides long. It is a transcript of the gene Pax7, whose product is annotated as paired box 7. NCBI's taxonomy places the organism in Eukaryota, Metazoa, Chordata, Mammalia, Rodentia, Muridae. The transcript is spliced from 9 exons. Gene Ontology annotation, molecular function: DNA-binding transcription factor activity, RNA polymerase II-specific; RNA polymerase II cis-regulatory region sequence-specific DNA binding. The coding region runs from base 116 to 1633 and encodes 505 amino acids. Gene Ontology annotation, biological process: regulation of transcription by RNA polymerase II; anatomical structure development. The record is from RefSeq and is a predicted model, not a curated record.